This is a messenger RNA of Arvicanthis niloticus (Nile rat), 3240 nucleotides long. The record is from RefSeq and is a predicted model, not a curated record. Lineage: Eukaryota; Metazoa; Chordata; Mammalia; Rodentia; Muridae.
ACACACGCGGCGGCUUGCUGAAACUGCAUCCGCAGCCGAGCGUGGUGCUCCCAACCACAGCCACCGGAGGAAGAGCCAAAGGAAAGGGCGCGAAGGGGGAAGCAUGGAGUGACAGGGUAUUGGGGCAAGACCCACAGGCUCAUUUCAGAGCUCCUCUGGUGGGAACCUGUACCCGACUGCUAUGCUCCUCCCUCCUCUUCCCAACUCUCGGUGAUCAUCUCCAUCUCCCCUCGCGCAUCCCUUCCCCCCUCCCUGCUUUCUUUGCUCUCCCUCCCUGCCGCGUGCCUGCUCCCCUCCCCCUCUCCUGGCUGCUCUGGGCAGCAGCAGCCUAGGCAGCCCCGGAGAUGGGAAGAGAGCGCGCGGGGCGCUGCUGCUCUGGAGCCGCCGAUCUUUCCUCCCCCGGUUCCCUGAGACCCCGCCGCCGCUCUUGCCUCCUGGCUACCCACCAACUCCGGCUACACUGCUAGGACAGCGCCGCCACCACCGUCAGCCCUCGUCCCGCCCGCGCCGCGCUGCUCUCACGCGCCCUGGAUGGAGCUUUCCCUCGUUGGGAUCGAUUUAGAAUGUGAUAACUCAAGUAUCUGAUAACGUGGAGUAUUUCAACACUCAUCUCUGCUUCCCAUGCUAUGUGCUCUACAGUGAAAAAUUAUGACAUCAACAUCCAAAGGCGUUCUUCGCCCAUUUCUAAUCGUCUGCAUUAUCCUGGGCUGCUUCGUGGCAUGUCUGCUUAUUUACAUCAAGCCCACCAACAGCUGGGUCUUCAGUCCAAUGGAGUCUGCAAGUUCUGUGCUGAAAAUGAAAAAUUUCUUCUCCACAAAAUCUGAUUAUUUUAACGAAACUACUAUUCUGGUUUGGGUGUGGCCAUUUGGACAAACCUUUGACCUUACAUCCUGCCAAGCAAUGUUCAACAUCCAAGGAUGCCAUCUAACAACGGACCGCUCGUUAUACAACAAAUCCCAUGCGGUUCUGAUACACCACAGAGACAUCAGCUGGGACCUGACUAACUUACCUCAGCAGGCCAGGCCACCCUUUCAGAAAUGGAUUUGGAUGAACUUAGAGUCACCCACUCACACACCCCAAAAGAGUGGCAUUGAGCACUUGUUCAACCUGACUCUAACUUAUCGCCGUGAUUCAGAUAUACAAGUGCCUUACGGCUUCUUGACGGUGAGCACAAAUCCCUUUGUGUUUGAAGUGCCAAGCAAAGAGAAGUUGGUGUGCUGGGUUGUGAGUAACUGGAACCCUGAGCAUGCCAGGGUCAAGUAUUACAACGAGCUCAGCAAGAGUAUUGAAAUCCACACCUAUGGGCAAGCAUUUGGAGAAUAUGUGAAUGAUAAAAAUCUGAUUCCCACUAUAUCUACUUGUAAAUUUUAUCUUUCUUUUGAAAACUCAAUUCACAAAGAUUACAUCACAGAAAAGCUCUACAACGCAUUUUUGGCUGGUUCAGUACCUGUUGUCCUGGGACCAUCUAGGGAAAACUAUGAGAAUUAUAUUCCAGCUGAUUCAUUCAUUCAUGUGGAAGAUUUUAAUUCUCCCAGUGAGUUGGCAAAAUAUCUGAAGGAAGUUGACAAAAACAAUAAGUUGUACCUUAGUUACUUUAACUGGAGGAAGGAUUUUACUGUAAACCUCCCACGGUUUUGGGAAUCACAUGCAUGUCUGGCAUGCGAUCAUGUAAAAAGGCAUCAAGAAUAUAAGUCUGUUGGUAAUUUAGAGAAAUGGUUUUGGAAUUAAAGUGUCCAUCAUUGUCACAGUGAAAUAGAUUAAUCAUCAUUCAAGUUUUCAGGAUAAGAAGAAACACGCUGCAUUUGGGUCACAGUUUAAUUUUUCCUGCCCUCUAUUGAGGACCAUGUAUAUUUUGAUGAAAUUUUUAAGAGACCAGAAUUAGCAAUCACUCAAUUUGGUUUUAAAUUAUCCUGUAUAUAUGUGAUAAUAAGCACUGGAAAUAAUUUAUUCGUCACUCUCAUUUGUAAAACAUUCUGUUUUUACAUUUUAUAGUUGACUGUAAAUUAUGAUUUAAUUGUUUCUACAUCAAUCAGAUCUUUAAUCUAUUUGGAAAAUGAAAAUACAUAUCCUAAAAUAUGAAGGACUUUUUGCCAAGUAUUAUAAAGCUUAGAUUCUAGAUUGUAUAAUGCUAAGAAGGAUUAUUGAAUCACUUCAUUCUUAACCUCUCUGAGGUUCAGAGUUGAACACUACUGACAACUGAUGUAGUUUCUACCUGUACCACAUUUGUGAAGCUGGGCUAACUGAUGUAGUAAAGAAGAGAGACGUGAAGCAGAACUGUUAUUGGACUAAACAUUCAUUUUAUUAAGUUGUUUUGCAAAUGUGAAUUCUCAAUAUCUUAAGUUAAAGAAAACAAGAAUUUUCAGAGACACAAUUUAUGUGGGUUUGGGAGUAUUUUUGUUUGGUUUGUUUUUUUAGUGCCUAAUAAUAUCUAAGAGAAUCCUUCGAUAGUUUCCUUUCAGUUCAUGAGGAUAAUUAUUACUGUAAAAAUAAAUAAUUCCCUCUUAUAACAAUAAAAAUGUUAUCUGCAAAUACAAAUAAACAUACAAAUUAUACCGUUUAUAGAACUUUAAAUACUUCAUUCAUUUGAAAAUUUUUUUCCAAAGAACCCAUAUUUAAGUUUUAGUUUACCAUAUUUGGUAAUAAAUAGAAGUAAAACUUGAAAGAUCUGUCUUAUCAUUUAAAAGAGCUUAAAAUUUUUACCAAUGGGUGAAAUAUGGCAUAAAACACAAUAAAUUAGGAACCUAUAGGGAAUACACAGUGCUGACACUGAGUAAGAUUUCAACAUGUAUUUAUUACAUAAAUUAAUUAUCAGCAUUUAAAAAGUCAGAGGUAAAUUUUUGUUUUUGAUUAAAAAAAAAAAAAACAGUUCUAGCCAAGAACUAUUAACUGAAAAUUAUCUCUCUCAUACCAUUUUAAAAAACUAUCCAUACGUAGCAUAUGUUGCUAGUAUAUUCCGGGCUUUACAGAACCGAUAUAAACUUAUUGCACUGAAUUUGGGAGCAUGUUAUCUAUGAACUUGGAUCUGCCUGCAAAACUCUCUUCCGUAAGUGUAGAGGAGAUAAGUAGGCAUAUGCAAAUAUAAUAGUUAAGAAAAAAAAAGAGAUAUUGAAGAGCCUUACAAAUUUUUUUUUCUUCAAAGUAUUUCUAAUGCCUGUGUUCCAUGCUGUUCAAAACCUAUAGAAAAAAUAAUAAUGUUCUGAUGACAUCUAUUUGGAUCUUUUGUGGCUCAUUUAUUAUUAU